AUGGCAGACGAAUCGUCUGCACCAGGCCUCCUUGAGAAAGUCACGAUACUGGUGACCACCUCGCCGAUCCCGUCGCAUCCUUCGCCCAUACUCCUGAGGACGCUGUUUGGAUCCUUCCAAAAGCACCUUGCAGCGGCGGUGAACUGCCAGAUAGUCUUGGUUUGUGAUGGGUUUGCACGAUCUGAUGGAAAAGACCAACUGUGUAGUGAGGAGGCCUAUAGCAGGUUCUUGACCAGCAUCCAGGAGCUUUGUGCUGCUGGAGAGCUGGGAAAUUGUCGAGUCCUUGUGCUGCAAUCCUGCCACGGGUACGGCUUGGCGUUGUCUGCAGCCCUUUCUGAAGUUGCCACAGAGUUCGUGCUAGUGGUACAACAUGACUGGCUCUUUGUCAGAGAUGUUGACUUGACCUUGGUAGUCGAUGCCAUGGACAAAGACCCUGCAAUCAAGUACAUUGGCAUGCAGUCGCUGACGACACUGGACUACGCCCGAAGAAUGCAGCUGAGGUACAAGCUGCAACUCCCCUCAGAACGCAUCGUCGCAGGGCUACGCCUAGUUCCUCAACUCCUCUGGUAUGACAAGCCGCACCUUUGUCGAAAGCGGCACUAUGUCGAGGUGGUCUUACCAGAAGCCAACAUGACCGUUUUGGAGAACCCAGAACGAAGGUAUGGAGUGGAACGGAUGUGGCCGAAACUGCUGAAUUCCCAAAACCUCGCGGAGGAUCAUUUGCGCUACGGUACUUUCUUUUGGGAUGUUGGAGCUGAAGUCGUAUACCACCUCUCGGGCCGGAAGCUCCUUGCACAAACCAACCCGGACGCAGAAAAGCUGCAAGUGGAAGGCUUGCGCGGAGUGGCUACCUCAACAGCUACCUUCACAGCGGUGGCAGCUGAGCGGACAAUGUACAUUGACGGCCUUGCCAUGCCAAAGAUCAAACUCCCAUCUCGCAGCUUUAAGGGCCGAUGCUACAUUUGCGGUGAACGCGGGCACAGCAAGGCCAACUGCCAGAGACGAAGCGACUUAGAGAGCAAGCCAGAGGCUGUUGUUGGCUGUGCGGCAGGGAGUGAGAUUCCGCCAGGAAAGAAAUCUGAUCCGUCCUUCUCAAUGCACCUUCUUGCAAGCAUAAGCCAGCUCUUGUUCCAAGUUCACCAUGUGCUGCAGCGUUUCUGA
Durusdinium trenchii is the source of this 1161-nucleotide messenger RNA. Lineage: Eukaryota; Dinophyceae; Suessiales; Symbiodiniaceae. The record is from the annotation of a GenBank genome assembly.